AGCUCUUGUAUGUAAUACGCUUGAAUUUUCUGAACUGUCUUGUCUCAUUCGUAAUUUGCACAUAAAUAAAUGUAAUCUAAUAUGAUAAUCGCAUAAAGCGAUUCGUGUGCCAUCAAUUGAUCAUUUAUAAUGACAGAUCGUGAAACGACAGAAGAUGAAUUUGAUCAUCAACCGAGUGUGGUGUUACCACAUUUGCAAGCAAAUGAAAAACGGUUUUUCGAAAUAGUCGCCGACGGAAAUGUCGCCGAAGUGCGUUCGUUUCUCGAAGAAUAUCCAGAUUUCAAUGUAAAUGCCGUAAAUUUUCAAGGUGUCAGCGCGCUUCACAUCGCCGUUAAUGAAAGAAACAUACCGAUGAUCGAAUAUCUAUUAUCUCAUCCAGAUAUCGAUCCGGGCGAUACGCAUCUGCACGCAAUCAGGGACAAUCUCGGAAGAAUCGCCGCGUUGAUAAUGGACAAGUUGAACGAAUUGACGCCCGGUCUCGAAUAUGCCGGCGUCACUCACAGUCCUGAUUUCCCAGAUGAUACCACGCCUCUCGCCGUGGCAGCCCAAUGUGGACACUUUGAAAUAAUUGAGAUGCUCAGGUUUCGACGUCACAUUCUGGAAAAACCUCAUCCACCCAGUUGCAACUGCGAAGAAGUUUGCGUGUACAACAAAACGAUUGAUAAACACAAAAGCACAAAAAAAUUAAUAUCGAAAAAACCGGAAAGAGAAAAGACCGAUAUCUUGACUUUGGAAAAAAUGCGAUUGUUUCUGUACAAAGCAGUGUCGAAUCCCGCAUACAUUUGUCAAACCGAGGAGGAUCCGAUUCUACGAGCUUUCGAAUUAUCAGCCGAACUCAAUAGAGAAGCUUCCUUCGAUAAAGAAUUUUAUCCUUUCUACAAAGAGUUGUCUGAUGAAGUGGCCCAAUUCGCGACGGACUUGAUAGCGUGCGCUCGAAAAGCCGAAGAAGUCGAGUGCGUGCUAAAACAAACCGCCGGUUUCGGUCGUACUUCUACUUUCGUAUAUCCACGUCUCUUGUUAGCUCUGGAUUACGAGCAAAAAACGUUCGUGGCUCAUCCGAACGUACAACAGAUCCUGGAGAGUCAGUGGAUCGGAACCUGGCACAGUUGGAAGGUCAGAAGCAUGUGGGUGAAGUGCUUGUCGGUAAUCCCGCAGAUGUUCAUGUUACCAUUUAUCGGAUUUGUCAUAUUGUUCGCGCCGAACUCAAAACAGGCGAGAUUCUUCAAAAUCCCGGUUAACAAAUUUCUCUCGUCCGUGGCGAACUAUUUUAUAUUUCUCACGUUUGUGUUUCUGCAGUCGCAAAGCGACAAAAUCGAACAGCUUCGUGGUCCACCCAAUACUGGAUACGAAGUGGUUCUCGCUGUCUACGUAAUAUCGUACAUACUUGCGUUCAUUCGAUUAUGCAUUACGGACGGUCCGGGCAGAUGCUUCAAAUCGCGCGCAAACUGGUAUGAGUUUAUAAUGCUCGUGCUGUUCGUUUUGACGUUUCUCUUCUGGAUAGUUGCCGCUUUGGACGUCAGAAUAAACGGUCAGCGUGAUCUAGAGAGAAAGUAUUGGCACAAGUACGAUCCGACUUUAAUAGCAGAAGGAAUAUUUUGUCUCGCGGCGAUCAUGGCGUUCUUUAAACUGUUAUUUAUCUGCCAGCUGGACUACGAUCUCGGACCGUUGCAGCUUUCUUUAAUAAAAAUGAUCAGAGAUGUCAUGCAUUUUGUUGUGAUAUUCGGUAUCAUGAUUAUAGCUUUCACCGUUGGACUGUGUCAUCUUUAUCAGUAUUAUGACGGCAUGGUGCAGACGGAUGACGAGUCGAAACUGAAGACAGAACAAGAGAGUUCCUUCGUCGACUUCAAGUCCACCUUAAAGACUCUCUUUUGGGCGAUUUUUUGCAUGAGUCCGGUAGAAAGCGCCGAUGUGAUAAUCGAAAACCUUCCGGGUGAAAGGGAGUCUGAAACAAUAAUCAAUCGUCACAGCUUCACCGAAUUUAUCGGUUAUCUUUCUUUUGGCAGCUUUCAGUUUAUUUCCGUGGUAGUCGUUUUGAAUAUGCUAAUCGCGUGUAUGGCGAACACCUUCACCAGAGUGACCGAUAACGUCAACAUAGAGUGGAUUUUUGGCCGAACUGAAGCUUAUGUUGAUUUUAUGCUGACGACCACGCUUCCACCUCCAUUCUUCAUAUUCUCGAUAUUCACGGGGUUAAAGCCGAUUAUCGAGUACAUUAAAGUAUUGAUUAAGCCACCACCCGGCAAACGAGCACGAUGGGACUUUACAAAUUAUUUAGAAGAAAAGAAGGACCAUCAUUUCGCAUCGAUUAUGGCACAACUGGUGCAACGUUAUUUCCGUCAGCAUAGAGAAGCGGUAGAAGAAACGGACAUGCAAAAAUUGAGAAAGGAAUUGAUGGAAUUCAGCAAUAUUCUGAAGGAAGCUCUUAGUCCGUCUUAA
Molecule: messenger RNA, 2433 nt
Organism: Pseudomyrmex gracilis
Lineage: Eukaryota; Metazoa; Arthropoda; Insecta; Hymenoptera; Formicidae
Product: short transient receptor potential channel 5-like
Exons: 13
Coding region: 130-2433 (767 amino acids)
Biological process (GO): regulation of cytosolic calcium ion concentration; calcium ion transmembrane transport; manganese ion transport
Cellular component (GO): cation channel complex; membrane
Molecular function (GO): inositol 1,4,5 trisphosphate binding; protein binding; store-operated calcium channel activity
Source: RefSeq, a predicted model, not a curated record